CGAGCGCAGGCGCGCAGCCCGCAGCGCCGGCGGGGUCCUUCGGCGGUGCCGUCGCCGUGGCGGAGGGCGCCAUGCUGGGCCCGGGGGCGGCGCGGGGCUGCGGCCUGCUGGUGGGGGCGGCGAGCCGGGCCCUGAGCCUCAGCCACGGCCGGCCCACCGUGGUGGUGGAGCGCUGGUGGCAGGUCCCGCUGAGCAAAGAGGGGCGCAAGCCCCGCUUGCAUCCCCGGAGGCACCGCGUCUACAGGCUGGUGGAAGACACCAAGCACCUGCCCAAGAAGGACUUAGAGUUGAUCCUCACUCAGUCCGUGGAGGAUUUGGGGAGCCGGGGAGAUGUAGUCUUCGUGAAGAAGUCCGUGGGUCGCAACAAGCUCCUCCCUCAAGGGCUCGCUGUUUAUGCGUCGCCGGAGAACAGGAAGAUGUUUGAGGAGGAAAAGAAGUUGCGCCAAGAAGGGAAGUUGGAGGCGAUCCAAACCCAGAGCGGCGAAAAGACUGUCAGGUUCCUCAAGAGCUGCCGCCUGGAAGUGGGCAUGAAGAACAACGUGAAUUGGGAGCUGAACAACGAAAUCGUGGCCCGCCACUUCCUCAAAAACCUGCGGGUCUUCGUGCCCCCCCACGCGCUGAAGCUGCCGGAGGAGCCCAUCACGAAGUGGGGCGAGUACUGGUGCGACGUGACGGUGAACGGGCUGGAGACCGUCCGCGUCCCCAUGUCCGUGGUGCAGUUCAUGCGGCCCAAGACGAAGCGCUACAGGCACUGGCUGGCUCUGCAGGAGGCUCAGCUGGCAGCCCGGAAGAAGGAGCUCCUCUAGCGGUGGGCGACGCCGCGGGGGCCUCGGCACGGCCCCCUCCGAUCUGCUCCGGAGCCCGGAGCCUUCCUCGACGCGGCACUCUUCAUUUCCCCACCAGCAGCUGGAUCUCCGGUGUGCCCAGUGCCUGCUUUCAUACUGGUAGGCACUGGAGGAAGGGGUUAUUCCCCCGUAACGGACUGGGACUCCCUGCCCCUCUCUCCGAGGAGCUGUCUGGACCCACGGAUGGCUCUAAACAGCCUGUUUCUGUGUGUGCCCCGCUUCACAGCAGGGCCGUGGACACCUCGCUGCGGCUAAUAAACGGCUCAGUGUGGUCGGGAA
This is a messenger RNA of Dromaius novaehollandiae (emu), 1124 nucleotides long. RefSeq names its product mitochondrial ribosomal protein L9 (gene MRPL9). Gene Ontology annotation, molecular function: structural constituent of ribosome. The coding region runs from base 72 to 806 and encodes 244 amino acids. The transcript has 7 exons. Gene Ontology annotation, cellular component: ribosome; mitochondrion. Lineage: Eukaryota; Metazoa; Chordata; Aves; Casuariiformes; Dromaiidae. The record is from RefSeq and is a predicted model, not a curated record. Gene Ontology annotation, biological process: translation.